This is a messenger RNA of Cladocopium goreaui, 2751 nucleotides long. NCBI's taxonomy places the organism in Eukaryota, Dinophyceae, Suessiales, Symbiodiniaceae. The record is from the annotation of a GenBank genome assembly.
AUGGCUUCGCCCCUCCCUCCGCGCUUUGCUGAGGAAUCAUCUUCAGAGACUAGGAUGCCAAAAGACGCCACGGGUUCCAAGGGUGGUAAGAAGCCCAAGAAAAUGAAGUCUAAGUCUAAGAAAGAUGAUGAGUGUAAACAUGAGAAAACCAAAGAAGAAGAAACAGAGGAUGGUUCCGACCCGGAUCACACCUUUGAAGGCCGUGAUGAUGAUGAUGAUGAAAAUGAGCCCGAUGGUUCCGAGCAUGGAUCUAGGAAGAAACCUGCGACCAAAGGCAGCAGCCAAGAUUCUAGCAGUCGCAAGAAACCAGCUGCUGUGAUGAAGCGGCCUGCCAGCCAAAGGAAGGAAAGGAAGGCUUGUGAAGACGCAGCACAGGAAGUUGCUGAAGGACAAGAACGUCUCCCCUUUCAGCAUCUCAUCGAGGACAAGGACACAAUGCUUGACACUCCCAACUCCAACAAGCCGAUUCCAAAUGACGAAGAUUUGCUGUAUCCCGACAACCAGCUUGGACUCUACCCGAAUUCGGACGAGAAAUACCAGAAGGCCAUGGAGGAGAUUCAGAUGCAGAUCGACGACGUCGCUGAGGGAGAUCCCAAUUUGGGCAAUGGAUCUUCAGCCCCUAUGGUGCCAAUGCUUUGCACUCCUCCAUGUGCAAAGCGUGCUGUUGCCACACCUCAGCAGUCUGCGGCCACAUGUCAGUCUGCUGCGGAUCUUCAUCAAUCCGAACAACCCAGUCAGUCCCAGAAGCUUGAUGGCAAUGAUGGAGAGCUUGUCUCACUUGACAUGCUUCUUGCGACGAAGGAAGCAGUGACCCAAGCCCUUGAGCUGGUGACAAGCCACAUGGAAAGGACAGGGAUGUCCGUUGAUGACUGCGAUGUGGGACUAUGUGAGCAAGUUGCUGCCGCCGCAGCACCACCUUCGCCACCUCCCUUGCUGCAGCCUCCCAACCUGGCUUUCCCAAGCCCCUGUGAUGGUGAGGUGCCUCAGAUCAAGUCUCUGAGCGUGGCCGGCCCUGGUCAGGGCUUCGUGGCCAACAUCAAGAUUGCCGCUGAGUUUCAGCCACGGAUCGAGCCAGGAUCCAAUGCCGAGGUUGGUGAUGGAACUGCAACCCCUAGCUCUGGUCCUGAAGAGGAAAUUCAGGAUGAUGUUCGUGGUUUGAGUUACUCUCCUAGCAUCCCGGCUACCCAGCUUGAGGCAAGCCCGGGAAAGCAAGGAGAAGAUGAGGAGGUGAAUCAGGCUCCUUUCCCAGUGGAGUCAAGCCCAGAGGCAGACCCAGCGCCUGAUACUUCCAACCCAUGUCCAGAACCCAAGCCGGAGAAGUCAAAAACUGCUCGCAAACGCCCGGUCGCCACAAAGGGCGACAAUAGCAAAACCAGUGCAAAGAGCAAAGCAAAAGCUAGCGCAAAGAGCAAGACGAGCAAAGCAACGCCCAAGGCCAAGAGCGUUGCCAAGGCCAAGAGCGUUGCCAAGGCCAAGAGCGUUGCCAAGGCCAAGAGCGCUGCCAAGGCCAAGAGCGCUGCCAAGGCCAAGAGCGCUGCCAAGCCCAAGAGCGCUGCCAAGGCCAAGAGCGCUGCCAAGGCCAAGAGCGCUGCGACCAAAACCAAGACCAAGGAUGGUGAGAGACCGGAAGAUGAAGAGACAAUUUUGAAGCGCAAGCUGCACUGUGCUGGGGCCACCUAUGACUGCAAUUUUCUUUGCAUUUGUGUGUUGGGCGAUCGUACAGCAUACAGCCUAUGCAAGGAAAUGAGUAAUCAGAUGAAGCUGACCCAUUGUGUCAAUGGUUUUGUGGCAUCACCGAGUGAUAUGCCAACGUAUGGGCAGCUGGGCUGCCAGGGUUUCAUUGUUUUGGAUAAAGAGCACAAUGUCAUUUCUGCGGGUACUACACCUUUCAUGCAGGUUCGUGCUGUGGCCUUCCAGCAUGUCGAGGCUUUGCUCGAUGCACUAUGCAACAACCGCCCUUUGCCGAGCAUUUGUCCAGGUGAGAUGGGUGAACUCAUCGACACACCUGCAGGGGCAGAGAAGCUCAAGGGCAUGAGGGGUGUGUGCAUCAAAGUGGCCAACCGCAAGGUGGACUUUGGCUUUAUGGAUGGUCCACUGCGUGGCAAGAUGAUUUCGGUGGAUGAGUCGAUGGUGCGUCCGGUGGCUCAUGAUGAAGAGAGCAGUGCUGGAGGAGGAUGCAGCACCGGCACCUGCGGUGUUGGUGGCACUUGCGCUUCUGGAAAUUGUGGGCAAAGUGGUGUCAGCGACAGCAAGGCCAGCUGCGAGGGUGGAAGUUGUGCCAGCGGAAGCUGCAAACCAGGAAAGGGAUGCGACCCCAGCACCUGCGACGAAGCGGAGUGCAAGAUAGAUCCAGCUUUUGUGGAUGAGAUCCUGAACAUUCACAGUGUGAAGGUCUCUUCGAUGGAUGCAGAGCAUGCCGAGUGUUCCAAGACCUUGCGGGGCUUGGUGGAGAAGAGGUCAAAGGAGUCCUUGCAGGAUGUGCUGGAGUGCCUUUCAGAUCAUUUCGCACAUGAGGAAGAGCUCUUCGACGACUUCGGCUUCGGUGUGCAUGUGAACGAGAAGCUUUCCGCCAGGAAGAGUCACGGCGACGAACAUCGUCGCUUGCUUGAGAAGGUCCGGAGACAGCUGGGUAGUGCUUCUGCAACCAUCUCUGCAGCUUUCAUCAAGGAACUCCUGCAGGACUUCCAUGAGCACACGACCCUCUACGACAUGCAGUAUGCCGACUUCUUAGCUGAGAAGGGAGCCAAAUAG